GUACAUGAACAACGGGACCAGAAACGUGACAUACAGGUGUGAUGAAAACGGCACCUGGCCCAUCACCGAGACGCCAAGGUGCCAAGCUGACUGCCCAAGUUACCGUCUGUUAAACAGCACCAGUGGCGUCAUCUACAGUCCAAAUUACCCUGAAAACUAUCCUGUCAGCCAGAAUUGUCGGUGGUCAAUCCUUGUCCCAACUGGACGGUCGGUCAGGAUAUCAUUUCCCGUGCUUCAAACCGAGUACGACUAUGAUGUGCUGGAACUGUAUGCGGGGUAUAACCGCAGAAAUCUGCUUGUUACUGCUAGUGGAGACAUUCCACCCGAACCAGUUAAGACCAACUCCAGUAUUGUGGAUGUGUACUGGAAGAGCGACAUGUCAAACACGGACCGUGGCUUCACUCUCAUGUAUAACAUGACACCAUGUGGAAUUCCAAAACCUCCCAUCAACGGCUCAAUAGAAAUAAUCGAGGGACUCGAUGUCGGGGAUUCGAUCACCUACCAAUGUAGAAAAGGGCAUGAUUUGGUUGGGAAAGCAACGGCUGUUUGUACUCUGCAGGGAUGGAACUCACCCACACCCACUUGUCCACCGAAGUCCUGCGGUAAUUUGACUGCCCCUGCCAAUGGCUAUGUUUCUGGUGGUUCGCUGUAUUCUAACCGUGUAUCCUACAGCUGCCAGCGAGGCUACAUGUUGAAAGGGGACAUAUAUCGGAUGUGUACGGCCGAGGGAGUGUGGAGCGGUGCAUCUCCCACUUGUGAAGUUACCACUUGUAAGCAGCUACAAGCUCCAGAAUUCGGUAAAAUUUCGGGUGCUGAAAAUUAUGUCUUCGGAGCUAAGGUAAAACUUAGCUGCCGAUAUGGACUGAAGUCUGGUUCACUUCAAAGAGAAUGUUCCGACGGAGGCUAUUGGACCGGGUAUACCACCAUAUGCAAAGAUCCUCUGGAGUGCAAUUUCGAAAACGGGUUUUGUCAGUAUUCCUUAUCCGGAACACAGACUUGGCUAAGAAAUCGCGGUCAAACUUCCAGCAGUGGCACCGGACCCAGUGUAUCCAACGGUAAGUAGUCUAUACACCGGACC
Lingula anatina is the source of this 1078-nucleotide messenger RNA. Its product is annotated as MAM and LDL-receptor class A domain-containing protein 1. Gene Ontology annotation, cellular component: membrane. NCBI's taxonomy places the organism in Eukaryota, Metazoa, Brachiopoda, Lingulata, Lingulida, Lingulidae. The record is from RefSeq and is a predicted model, not a curated record.